AUGGACCGCGAGGAUUCGGUUAGGCGAGGAUUCGCUUUAGAACCAUCAACAAACGGCCAGUACAAAAUCACUUCCUUGUCCACCUUGAGAAGGCUACAAUCUCAUCUCUCAUCACCUCAGAGGAUUGUAGUCCUGCCUGGACAGUUGGAUGAGGCAACUAUUGAGAUGCUCACAUCUCACGGCGUGCCACACGAGUUUGUGAAAUCUCAUCUAGAAGGCACAGAAUACAGCUGGAGGGGUAGCAGGCCUCAAGAUGCCAUCGCAGCUUAUUUCUGGGUAGUGCCCCAAUUUGUCCGUUGCUGCGGCCAAUGUACGACUGAUGUUUUUGAAUAUACAACCAAUUCUCGAGGACGGGUGGUACUGCUUAGCGUUUCACUAUGGGUAUCAAAGCAACAGCUCAUUUCUGUACUGCUCGUCCAACGGUCUGUUACAAACUGCGAAGAGACAGAAGUCCCAGCCGAUCCAUCUCUCGAGGACGAGUUACGCAGAAAGCUGCCUCAUGCUGGUCUUACAAUCUCCAUUAAGGAUUAUAUCAAUCAACUGGCUUAUGAGCGAUGGGUGGAAUAUGUUGCCGAACUCAAUAUUGAGACAGUGUCUUCUGACCUGCUUUGGAGAGCAGCCGAGGCAGUCGAGCAGAACCUCGAUACGGCGAGAUAUAUUGCUGCAGAGGGAGACGCACUGUAUCUAGCUGAUGAACGCGCUUGGGAGGGUAUGCUUCGAAGACUAGAUUUCCGUAUGCGCUGUUUCAAAGCUUGA
Trichoderma gamsii is the source of this 756-nucleotide messenger RNA. RefSeq lists its product as hypothetical. The transcript has a single exon. The coding region runs from base 1 to 756 and encodes 251 amino acids. The record is from RefSeq and is a predicted model, not a curated record. NCBI's taxonomy places the organism in Eukaryota, Fungi, Ascomycota, Sordariomycetes, Hypocreales, Hypocreaceae.